AUGUUCUCCAAACUUAAACUGAGGAAAGCUCCUCUUUCACUCAGUUCUGUAUCCAAUGUCAUCAAAACAUCAGGAGCCAAGGACCUUUCACCAAAGGAAAUCAAGGGGAAAAACAUUGACCUCAAAGUCAUUAAUCAAUUGGGUAUCCCCCGAUCCUCCGUGGUUGCCGUCGCAUAUGAUCCAGUGCAAUCACUUUUAGCUAUAUCCACCACCAACAACGAUGUCAGAGUCUACGGCCAAGUCAAUGUCGAAGUCGUGUUUGAAUUCAACCUCAAGCAUCCCAUCACCUUCCUUCGUUUCAUCAAGGGUGUGUACUUGGUGUGUUGGUCGUCGGGAUCAGGAUUGAGUAUUUUGUCGUUACACUCAAAGAAAAUCUUGGGAACAUAUCUGUUUUCCGGGGCAAUUACCUGUGCUGAGGCUGAUCCAAGCUUGGACUUUUUGAUUUUUGGAUUGAACAACGGUAGUGUGUUGUUUUACGAUGUUGAUCGCAUGAAUUUGACCCCAUUUAGAAUCGACAAUUUACAAAAAAAGGUGUUGCCCAAGGAGAAAAUGUCGCAUGUAGUGGCGAUUGAAUGGCAUCCCCGUGAUAUAGGAACGCUCUUGAUUGCCUAUGACAAGUGUGCUAUCAUAUACUCGUUAAUGUCGGGGGAAAUCAAGAAUACUUUUACCUACCAGUUACAGAAAGGCGCCAGAGCUUUUGAAUAUUCAUCCUAUAUCCUCCAUGGUGGUAAGAAGAAGUUGUUUUCUAGUUCCAAGGAUAUCACUCCCGACUUGACAUCGGCUCAUUUCCAUCCGAAUGGGUUACAUAUUGUCACCACCCACAUUGAUAAUUCCAUUGUCUUUUGGGAUAUCUCCAGUCCCACUCCAUUAGAAGCAAGAACCGUGUUUGAAACUCACAUUCACAAACCUGGUAACCCAAUACCAAUCCCCGCGGAUGGGUUUAACCUCAUUGAGGACGUGAAGUGGGUCUGUGGGGAAGACCCAGAAAACACCAAGUUACUCAUCUGUGGUGGUGAUGCUCACAGCACUAAUGUGGUUCACGUGCUUGAUUUCGGAUACACCUUAAAAUAUUCGUUAACCUCGUAUGACAAACAGCUGGAAUUCUACGCCCUGCCUCAAUUAGGACAACGAAUGAUUCCUAUUACCUUCUACUUGAAUGAAACAAACGAAAAAGAGAAACUUGUCCUGAUCCAACCCAUGAACGACAACGGUUUACCUUAUUUCCAUGGUGGACAUAAUCCGGCUUAUUUGCUCCUUGUUUCCAACUUGGGUCAAAUUUACUUUGUCUUGUUUUCUGAUAAUGCUGGCGGUCAAGGCAGUACUGAUUUAGGAAGAGUUGUAUUGCCCACGUCCGUCUCAUUUGUGCAUCCACCUUUAACUUCAUAUAAUCUUGAAGAAGUGUUUCGUAUGGAUUGGUAUAGUAUUGUGUCAUCACGCCAGUCAACUGGUGCUAGUUCCAAAGUUAGAUCAUUGCUUAUAGGUGGUGCAUCGGUAAACAUUGGUUUCUUGCCCAAGCCCAUAGGUGCAAAUGAUUCAAUCAGAAACAUUUUGAUUACAGGGCAUGAAAAUGGGUUGGUUCGUAUUCUCGACGUAACCAAGGGAGAACAAGAACAAAUGGAGAAUAUAGUACAAGUGGGACUUCGCGAAACGUUGUACGACCAUGGUGACCCACGUUCUCUUCGGGUAAAGUUUGUUUCAUGUGCGUUCCAGAAUCGAGAAUUGUUGGUUGGGUUGGCCAGUGGCGAAGUUGUCAUUUGUAAAUUUGGCAAAAACACCAGUCGUGGGACGGGCAUACCCCAGGGCAAGGACUAUCAUGAUACCCCUAUACAUCACCAGAAUGGGAACGCCAAGCUUUUGGAUAUUAGUGGGAGAAUCCUGGGUUCAAUCACCCUGUCAGCGUCAUUCUUACCUACCAAUUUGCUUCAGGUUGAACCUAGUGAAAAUAUCUCCGUGAUGAAGAUGAGUAAAGUUGGAUUUGCUGCUAUCGGUUACAAAUCAGGGAGAUUGGUUGUGUGUGAUAUCAGUCGAGGUCCUGCGGUUAUUCUCAAUCUAGAGAGAGUUUCAGAACACUUGUCUACCGUCACUGGAAACUGUUACCCUACUGCCAUUGAAUUCUCGAUCAUGGAAUACGGUAAUGAUGGAUACUCUUCGAUUUUAUUACUUGUCGGUACCAACUGCGGUGGGAAUCUUCUCGUAUUCAAGAUCAACCCAAUGGGAAAUGGUGGGUUUGAAGUUGUGUUUGCUACUAGAACAAUUCAAUUGAAUUACAGAACCAGUGAUCCGGCUAAUGCUGAAGCAUCAUGCAUUUCCGAAAUAAUCCCCAUCAAUUCCGAAGAUGGAACUUCAGCCGUGGCAACUAUGGAUAAUUUCACUAGGUUAAGUCAAGGAGUCAGAAUACCGGGGUACGUAAUCACCACAUCUGAUCGUGAUGUCCGUGUUUUGUCGCUUCCAAAAACCAAGUUGUCACAUAAGGUGGUGGAAGAUUCCUGUUUGAAAUGUAGUGUGGUGAAUUUCCGAGACCAAGGAGUUGUUCUUGCCAUUCUUGUCAAAUCUGGGUUUGUUAAGUUUUGCCUGUUGCCUGCUCUUCAAGACAUUGUUGAUAUUAAAUUGCCUAAAGAAGUGUAUCUGCAAGUACGCGGGUCUUUAGAAUCUGGAUUGGCCCAACAGUCGAAUUUAUUAUCCACAGGAGAAUUAUAUGUGCGGUCAUCCAAGACUGAAUCAGUUUACAUAUCAGUAUAUGAGAAGGUGAAGUUCAAAGGCGGUGACUCCACCACAGAUCUUCUUUUCAAUGCUACUGCUGUCAUCCCACCACGUCCUACUGCCAGUGCGCUUUCGUGGGCCAAGGGUCAAGCCAGUUACAUGACCACGGCGGAAUUAACUGCCUUGAUUGCUGGACCUAAUCGAGGCCACCCCAAAACCAAAGAAAGUGAAUUGGCAUUCAAUAUCUCACCUGAGGCAAAUACAGCCCAGGGGUAUGGUGGGUACGGAAUGCAACAGCAACAUCACCAGAAUCAACAACAGCAAACACAAAGACCGUAUGAUCCACCCGUGAGGAGAUCGACUGCUGGGUCUGGUGGUGUUGGCAGUCAAGGGUUUAUGAGGCGGAUCCAGGAUGGAAUACAACAGGUGGAGGAGACGUUUAAUGAUUAUGCUAAUUCCGUGACUGAAAAUGUUACUGAGGGACUAGCUGAUCAGAAGAAAUCAUUCUAUAGUUCGGCAUUGAAGAGUAAAGUAGGGUUGUGA
Messenger RNA from Spathaspora passalidarum NRRL Y-27907, 3243 nucleotides. It is a transcript of the gene SRO77, whose product is annotated as putative Rab GTPase-binding protein. NCBI's taxonomy places the organism in Eukaryota, Fungi, Ascomycota, Pichiomycetes, Serinales, Debaryomycetaceae. The transcript has a single exon. Gene Ontology annotation, biological process: establishment of cell polarity; regulation of exocytosis; regulation of protein secretion. The record is from RefSeq and is a predicted model, not a curated record. Gene Ontology annotation, molecular function: myosin II binding; syntaxin binding; GTPase activator activity. Bases 1 to 3243 code for a protein of 1080 amino acids. Gene Ontology annotation, cellular component: plasma membrane; cytoplasm.